UUUGACUUUAUGAUGGGACUUAAUUGCUAAGAAAAAAUAAACAGGCACACCGCCGGUUAUGGCGCCUACAAUAAUUAAGUGACAGGAACAACGGACGAUUAUUUCUAACUGUUUUCAUAAACACAAUUUGUUUUGGUAUUUGAAAUGGACCUAUCACAGGAUGAUUCUUUUGCUGUAAGGAGGCAUGGACGACGGAGCCUACAGGCACUGGAGGCCAUGUUGGAUGCUGGAUCUCCGGCCGUACGGGACCAGCAGAUCAGCAAGACCUUCCGCAGGCGUAGUGCUGCUACAGCUCUCAGUGUACAAAAGUCCAUCCAAUUGUUAGAUGAGAGUAUCUCAUCCCCAAGCAGCAAGCAGGUCCGUACUCCGGGGAACCUCAAACACUCCACAUAUAUCCCAAAACACCUUAACUCAGGGAGUAAAUUUGAUGUGUCGUCACGGAUGGGGGUAAUGGGCCGGAAGACCCCGCAGAAGGAUCGCUCACAUCAUGGGUCGUUCCAUGAAGACAGCUUUUCCUCCUCAUUCCACAACCUGUCUGGUAUGAAGCCCCUACCUGAGGAGACAGAGGAUGUGACUACCACCAAUGUGCGCCUACUGCUGGAGGAAGAUCCAGGUAUCUCAGCCUCCAAGAGCCUGUACACUGACUUCCUGCAGUGUUUGAAGGAGCACGCCCCGGCGGACGAACUUUUUACCCUCGUGGAAGGAUACGAGGGGCUCUGUCAGGAACAAGUCUCUAUGCUCAAGAAACUCAUCAGACACGCCUCCAGACAAGAUGAAAAGUUCACAAAGACUUUCAAAGUUUUGCAUGAGCUGUGUCUGGAGGAGUCUACAUGGAAGCUGGCCAAGAACCUGUUCAAGGACAGACAGGAGUCCGCCGUGCAGGAGGACAUUGGGAUGGACCAGGAUGGGGAUGACGCCCCCCUUGUGCAGGGAAUUCUACAGAGUGACAGGAAGAUCGUCAAUGAACUGUUUGAGAAGGAGCAGGCUAUCAGGGAGGCACAGUUGGUUGUGGAUUGGCUGGAGAGUGGGGCCCAGGACGACUUUGAAAACUUCUCUGAGAAUGUCAAGUUCUUCUCAGACAGGGCCGUAGGAUAUGAGAAUUCCCGACAUCGGUUGAUGAACAAAUCUUCUGGAGUGCCUACAGGAGCAGAGCGAUCUCAAGUCACAGAAUUGGACCCAGAUGCCCCGAUGCGACAGAACAUGCUCCUUGAUGACCUUGACAAGGAAGACGAAGACAGGCUACUUCAGUACAUCUUUAUUUGUCUCCGCGCAGGACAGUUGGAAAAGGCCCAGAAGACAUGUAUUGACUGUGGACAGGCUUGGCGAGCUGCAACUCUCGAGGGAUGGCGACUAUUUCAUGACCCAAACUUCUCCGGGCUCGGGCCUGAGUGUCAGCGCUCGCCAGUGGAGGGAAACCCUAACAGGGACAUCUGGAAGAUGGUCUGCUGGAACAUGGUCCAGGAUCCUCGUGUAAAUACCUACGAGAAGGCAAUAUACUCAGUUCUCAGCGGGAAUCUCCGCGGUCUUCUGCCUGUGUGCCGGUCCUGGGUGGACUAUUUGUGGGCCUAUUUCCGUACGUUAGUUGAUGUCAAGGUGGAAAAUGAGAUACGUCUGAAAUCCACUAUCAGGCGCUCCCUGGAAAACCUGCCGGGGGAAUACUGGGAGAAAAACCUGAAUGCUAAGACAGUGUUCCGAGAGAUAGAAGCUAAUGAAUCUCUGAAGCAGGAGGCUUAUGAGCUGCAUCAUAUCAUCCAGAAAUACAUCAUCCUAGGGGAUAUUACCGGCCUGGUAGACGUCCUGUAUGAGCGUGUGACGGGCCCCGACAUCUCGCCCCACACCCUGAGGUUCCUGGCUCACUUUGUGCUCUUCCUGCGACAUAUUGGGCACAGAUCACAGGAGAGCCAGUGUGACAUGAUACUGGAGAGAUACGUGGAACAUCUGAUUACCAGUCGCCAACACAGCCUUGUGGCACACUAUGUUGCCAAACUGCCCCAGGCUGCACAGAUACACUGGUACAGCAAGUUCCUGGAGGGAAUCACAGACCACGAAGAACGGCAACACUUCCUUGAGCUGGGUGAGGGAGAGGGGCUAGAUGUUGCCAUGAUUACCAAGCGUGUUGUCGAGAACAUACGUAGUCGGUCACAUGUAGACUUCUCCCGCAUACAUGAUACACAGUCGGUGGAUACAAACAUCUCAGAGGAGGAUCGCCAGAAGAUUGAGGCGAUCGAUUGGUUGGUGUUUGAUGUGGCCCAGCGUGCGGAGGCUGUGAGACAGGCCAAUGCUGUCAUGAGGACAUUCAUUGCCUUAAAGAAGCUGGAAGCUGCCAAGGCUGUGUUUGACAAACUGCCACCUGACUCUGUGGAUGUUAUACACAAAAUAUGGCACCAACAGAUGGGCACUCCAGUUUUGCCUCCAGAAGACUGCAAUGCCAUACGUGAAUACCUGUGCAUCAAGGCGUAUCUGGAUGCGAUGGAGAGUUUCAAUGACUGGGUCCAGCACUACCACCACGGGAAGCCCACCAAACCGCCUGCACCUGCAGGGGGCUCGUUCACAGACAAGGUCGCGCACGAACACCGCCUCAAACAGUACGAGCAGGAGCAUGAUCGCUGGAGACACAACCUUCUAAUGCAGACACAGAGUACGAAGGAACACAUAUACAAUGUGUUGUUGUUUGCUGAUGGUGGCUGGAUGGUGGACCAACCCCAGGAGAAAGAUGAGGAGGACAUGUCAGAUGACCAGGCCAUAGAUACAGCCAUAGAUCCCCAGCGUGUGGAGCAGAUGCAGCGCCUUCGGGGCCUCGUGUUGCCCGGCCUUACCGUCCUGCUCCACUCCGUGCUACACUCAAGUGAACAGUUUGAGGAAUGUGUUCGCCUUGCUGACAUAUUAGCCUCUGAACAACACACUCUGUAUAAGGUGUUCCAGAAAGCGGAGUUACAGCGUCUGUUACAGCUGAUCCGGGACUCAUCCCUCCAGCUGCUGGACCAAGGUCGAGGGCCACUGGGAUAUGAACAAAGCUGAGACUUGCAUCUUUGAAUAUAACAGCAAAUAAUAGAUUGGCCAUUGUUCUAAAGACUCGCUCUGAAUUGAUUAGAAGAUCAUGUGCUUAAAAGUGUGAAAUGUGAAUAAAAAGUCUGACUAUGGGCAAAUUGGUUGAGUUUUCAAAGCAUAAGUACAGGACAUGCUUGUUUAAAAAUUGACCAAGUAAUUUUUGCCUGCAAAUGUUAAGCAGCAUGAGUUUAUUUGUAUAUACGAAGAUGUCUGAUUUUUGCUUCGCUUUUAAGUUUGUAUGAGGCCUAAUCGAAAAAUGUCAAAACUAUGUAUCAACUGUGGUUUAUUUCUCUUUGGAUAUUUUGUAAAAGGGAAGGGGGAUCAAACCCAUGUUUUUCAAUGUCAACAACAUGAACAAUAAAAAGAUGAAACUAUU
Molecule: messenger RNA, 3424 nt
Organism: Mya arenaria
Lineage: Eukaryota; Metazoa; Mollusca; Bivalvia; Myida; Myidae
Product: nuclear pore complex protein Nup107-like
Exons: 25
Coding region: 145-3018 (957 amino acids)
Biological process (GO): protein import into nucleus; post-transcriptional tethering of RNA polymerase II gene DNA at nuclear periphery; regulation of DNA-templated transcription
Cellular component (GO): nuclear pore; nuclear pore outer ring
Molecular function (GO): structural constituent of nuclear pore
Source: RefSeq, a predicted model, not a curated record